Ascochyta rabiei is the source of this 1419-nucleotide messenger RNA. RefSeq names its product Aldehyde dehydrogenase (NAD(+)). The transcript is spliced from 6 exons. Gene Ontology annotation, molecular function: oxidoreductase activity. The record is from RefSeq and is a predicted model, not a curated record. Bases 1 to 1419 code for a protein of 472 amino acids. NCBI's taxonomy places the organism in Eukaryota, Fungi, Ascomycota, Dothideomycetes, Pleosporales, Didymellaceae.
AUGAGGCCCGGUAGAGCUAUGUCCACCCACGAAAUUGUCGAACGCAUUGCAGCUGCUUGGAUUGAAGGCCGACUAGAAAAUGUUCUAGAGAGGCAGAAGCAGCUAGCCGUUUUGCAUCAGUCGCUUCACAAGAGGAUUGCUAUCUUUGUGCGCGCCCUUCAACAAGACACCAACUGCUCUUCCGAUCUGGCGACAUCUGAAAUUGUCGUUGCCCUUGACAAUAUCAAUUCCUGGUACGAGCGACUCGAUUUUCAGGACACAUUGCGAAAUGAACGAAACAUAAAACACGAAAAGGGACCGGCGACUUUCCAAGUGCCUCUGGGCAGAACAUUAAUUGUGCAGUCAUUUUGGUCUCCAAUAAUUUCUGUAUUGAGUCCUUUAGCUGGCUCACUAGCAGGUGGCAAUCCGACAAUCGUUCUCGGCUCCCAUUUGUUUGCAGCAACCAAUAAACUCCUCAAAGAGAUCGUGGAGGAGAGCCUGGAUGUAGAGGCAUUCCAUUUCGAACCAUCUAUCGAUACAUCAGACCACGAGGCUUUCACGAAUGAACAGUUUGCAACUGUUGUUCUCCACAGUCAUGAGGCGAGUGAGAGAUUUGGUCCGCUUGUGCGAAAUACCAAUCCUUCGGUUCGGCUGAUCGAGCCAUACUAUGGAAUUCCAGCGGGUAUAAUUGAUCGCAGUGCUGGUGGCUCCCUGGACGCGGCCUUUCAGCACAUCAAUUCAAGUUUGCAAGUGUCCGGUCUGCCAAGCAAUCCACUGAGAAUUCCUCGACUCUUCUUCGUCGAUGAGGCUCUUGUGGAGGUCUUCAAGAAGAAGUUUCCUGUUCAUUCUGAGAAGUCAGUUGGCGCCCUUGAAUCCUUGCUUCGAAAGCACUAUAGCGAUCUCGUACCAAGCUUUGCGGCGAAAAACAAAAGCGGGAUACAAGCGUCUACAUUACCUAGAGUGGAGAAUAUCGCCACAGUCAAGACGGACAAAGGCGCCGAGAUCAUCUUGGUUCCCACCAGGAGUUUAGACCAUACGAUAGAUCUUCUGAACAAGAUCAAUGGCGGCUCGGGCGCCCAGGCAGUCUAUAUCUUCGCUGCCGGUAAAGAAGCUUUCUAUCUAGGAAACUUCAUCGCCACAUCGCAGGUGUACAUCAAUGAGAUACCGAUACGUUCUAUUGUCGGUGCAAACGGCCGUUCUGCCUACAAUCUUGAGGACUUCACCGAGACGAAGACCAUGGUGCAUGCUUCAGCAUCACCCCCACGCAAUGUUUCUCUGCAAGCCUCAAAGCUCAACACCCAAAGGGUGAAGCAAGCCAACGGUGGCCGUAUGUCGUACUUCGAACAAGGAUUGAUACUGGGUCUCGCAAUGGGCCUGGUCGCCUUGACUGGAAUCGGGUACGCUGGUUAUCGUGGUCUCGGAAAAUACCUUAGGCGGUGA